CUCCCACCCACCAGACCCAACCCAAACCCUCUCCUUCUCCUCCAGUCCUUCUCGCCUGAGCUGAGCUCCCAAGAAGAGCUGCGGGGGCGCCAUCCGGCAGUUGGCCACAAACAGCAACCUCCCAGCCGACGACUAGCUCGCUCCCUUCCCUACCCACCCCCACCAACCACUGCCGCCGGCAACCAGGGAGCUUCACAUCCAUCCUCCGCGCGCGCCCUUUUCGUUGGUGCGCACCUAACCUUUCUGCCUGCCUGCCGGCUGCGAGCGAGCGACCACUACAAGUGAGCUAGCGAGGCCGGCGGUGUCGGGGAUGAAGAAGCUCUACCAGGGGAAGGGCCGGCGGGUGCACCCGGCGCCGCCGCCGGCGCCCGACGCUGCCCUCGCGCUCCUCCCGGCCGCCCUGCUCGCCCUCGCCGCCACCCUCGCGCCCGAGGAGCAGGAGGUGCUCGCCUACCUGCUCUCCGGCAUCGGCACCGGCGGCGGAGGAGCACCAAGUGGUCGGCGCAGCACCAAGCGCCACAACGGGCCGCACCAGCCGGAGAUGGGCUGCGGCUGCUUCGGCUGCUACAAGACCUACUGGGCGCGCUGGGACGCCUCCCCCAACCGCCACCUCAUCCACCGCAUCAUCGACGCCGUCGAGGAGGGCUCCUCCUCCGCCGCCGGUCCCACGCGCCGCCGCCGCCGCCGUGGCGGGCGCGCCGGCCACGCCCUCGACGCCGCCGCCGCUGCCGACGCCCCCCUGCCAGACGCAUGCCGCGUUGACCUCCAGCCCUGCUGCGCCUCCGACGGCGGGGGCGAGGACGGCGACUACGAGGGCGACGACGACGACGGCGCCGACAGCGUCUACGGCGGCGAGGCCGAAGACGCCCUCACGGACGACAGCGACUGCAGCGCCUCCGCUGCCAACGAGAAGAGCGCCGUGGGCAAGCUCGUGCGCUUCAUCGGCGAGAAGGUCUGGGCCGCCUGGACCUGAGCCACCCAGCUCACCUGCCUCUACUUAGCCGUUCUUGUAGAUUAGGAGCAAGGAAGGAAGAAGACCGCCAAGAUGGCGAGGUCGUCAAGGUCAGUAAGGCUACCGGUAGUAGUUGUUUGUUUUGUUCAAGAACACUUUUUGCUGUUCUUUCUUUCGAUUUCUCAUGAUGAUGAUGAGCACUACUGAGGUUUGGAGCUGAGGCGGAUUAACAUGGGUUUAAUCAGAACCAAAUCCCCCACUCUCCCUCCUCUCAUGUAAGAUAUUUUUGCUCCCCUGCUUCAACAACAACAAGGAACUUCUUGCAAGCUCGUUCCCAUUCCCCCCUU
Messenger RNA from Lolium rigidum, 1299 nucleotides. RefSeq lists its product as uncharacterized. The record is from RefSeq and is a predicted model, not a curated record. Bases 311 to 973 code for a protein of 220 amino acids. NCBI's taxonomy places the organism in Eukaryota, Viridiplantae, Streptophyta, Magnoliopsida, Poales, Poaceae. The transcript has a single exon.